This is a messenger RNA of Merops nubicus (carmine bee-eater), 368 nucleotides long. RefSeq names its product SPRY domain containing 7 (gene SPRYD7). Lineage: Eukaryota; Metazoa; Chordata; Aves; Coraciiformes; Meropidae. Gene Ontology annotation, molecular function: protein binding. The record is from RefSeq and is a predicted model, not a curated record. The transcript has 3 exons. The annotation marks the transcript as partial.
GGAUCUGGGGCAUUGGGGUCGCAACCCCGAAUGCAAAUUUAAACCAAAUUCCCCUCGGGCAAGAUGCUCAUAGCCUGGUCUUAAGAAACGACGGAGCUCUCUAUUACAACAACGAGGAGAGAAACAGACUGCCGGCCAACAACCUGCCUCAGGAGGGCGACGUUGUGGGCAUUACAUAUGACCACGUAGAAUUAAAUGUAUAUUUAAAUGGGAAGAAUGUGCAUUGUCCAGCUUCAGGGAUCCGAGGGACUGUCUAUCCAGUGGUCUAUGUUGAUGACAGUGCCAUUCUGGAUUGUCAGUUCAGUGACUUUUACCACACGCCUCCACCAGGGUUUGAAAAGAUCCUGUUUGAGCAGCAGAUCUUCUGA